AACUUCAGCAACAUAACCGGAUCAGAAUAUCAGAGUAGAGAGUCACGGACCCAGAAAGUGGCAGUGAAAGUGAGAGCUAGCUAAUGGAGGACGAGACGACCGAGAGUCGAAACCAAGCCAGGCUGGCUAUAAUGGAGCUCUCCAACAUGAUCAGCGUGCCCAUGUCCCUCAACGCCAUCGUCCGCCUCAACGUCCCCGAUGCCAUCUGGCAAGGCGGCUCCAACUCUCCGAUCUCCUCUUCUCAGAUCCUCGCCCGUGUCCUCCCCUCCCAGAACUCUGCUGAUCCAGAGAACCUCCAGCGCAUCCUCCGCAUGCUCACCAGCUACGGCGUCUUCACGGAGCACCAUAGCCCCAAUGACUCCAACUCCGAGAGAAAGUACUCCCUCACCGAGAUCGGAAAGACGCUCGUCACGGACGGCGAGGGUCUAUCGUACGCGCCCUACGUGCUCCAGCACCACCAGGAUGCGCUCUUGGGAGCGUGGCCCUUGGUCCAUGAGGCCGUGGUGGACCCCGCGUCGGAGCCGUUCGUGAAGGCCAACGGAGUCUCGGCGUACGCUUACUACGGGAAGAAGCCGGAGAUGAACGGGCUGAUGCAGAAGGCGAUGUCGGGAGUAUCGGUGCCGUUCAUGAAGGCGGUGUUGGAGGGAUACGAUGGGUUUGAAGGUGUGGAGAGACUGGUGGACGUUGGGGGAAGUGCAGGGGAUUGCCUGAGGAUGAUCCUCGGGAAGCAUCCUAACGUUCGGGAAGGGAUCAACUUUGACUUACCGGAGGUGGUGGCCAAAGCACCGAUCAUUCCUGGAGUGACUCACAUUGGUGGCAACAUGUUCCACUCUAUUCCUUCUGCUGAUGCCAUCUUCAUGAAGUGGAUUCUGACGACAUGGACGGAUGGUGAAGUAAAGUUGAUCAUGGAGAAUUGUUACAAUGCACUUCCAGCAGGAGGGAAAUUGAUCGUCUGUGAACCUGUGCUGCCGGAGCAGUCAGAUGACAGUCGUAGGACUCGCGCCCUUUUAGAAGGAGAUAUCUUUGUCAUGACAAUCUACAGGACCAAGGGUAAGCAUAGGACUGAAGAAGAAUACCGGCAGCUUGGUCGUUUGGCUGGUUUCCCCCACUUCAGGGCACUCUAUAUUGAUUAUAUUUUCACUGUUUUGGAAUUCCGAAAGUGAAUUCAUUGCAUUGGGACAGAUGCAAUAUGGGUUGCGAGGCAUAUCCAGUUAAUUGGCCUGGCUUUGCUUUGGGUACCCAUCAACGAGAUAUAUACCCUCUAUCUAUAUCAUGCAUGUCGUUUACCAAUUAGGUGUCUUCAUACUCGAAAUAAUUUUAUUGGAUAUUUUGAUUUCUAUGAAAUAGAAAUCCUUUUUAUAGUA
Messenger RNA from Carya illinoinensis, 1364 nucleotides. RefSeq names its product nicotinate N-methyltransferase 1. NCBI's taxonomy places the organism in Eukaryota, Viridiplantae, Streptophyta, Magnoliopsida, Fagales, Juglandaceae. The transcript has 3 exons. Gene Ontology annotation, biological process: methylation. The coding region runs from base 84 to 1163 and encodes 359 amino acids. Gene Ontology annotation, molecular function: O-methyltransferase activity; protein dimerization activity; S-adenosylmethionine-dependent methyltransferase activity. The record is from RefSeq and is a predicted model, not a curated record.